CAGUAAAGAUGGCAGCUACGUGUGUUUCCCGUGGUGUUCUCUGUCAGGCUUUGAGCAGGUGCAGGUGUUCAGGAGGAAACCUGAGGCAGAUCUCAGCGAGAGACCUGGACCUGAACCACAGGUCAGUCUCUGUCCUGUACGUGUGUAGUGCGCACACAGCAGGAGGCUACAGGUCCAGACAGCAGAGUGGUCAGUCUGUCACAUCAGAAUCUGUGGCAGGAAAACGCUUGGCCUGCUGGGAAAAAGUGAGCAGACCUGACUUUACUGGGGAAAACUUCCAGAGCGCACAGGGUGGAGGAAGAGGAGGAAGAAUACUGUGGGUAGCAGUUGCCUUCUCUCUGUUCAACAGUUCUGAUGAAGACCAACAAGAUGAAGCACAGAGAAAAGAGGAUGAGAUCAUCCUGCUGCUGAAGAAGGCCAAGCUGAGUCUGCACCGGGGCCAGCUGCAGGCCACCUCUGGCUUCCUCCAUCAGGCCGUCGCUCUGGCUCAUCAGACCCACAACACCCAGGCCAUCAUCUACACUUACAGCCUGAUGGCGAAUCUGGCCUAUGUCCAGGGUCAGCUGGACCAGGCAGAGAAACUCUUCAAAGCAGCAAUGAGCUUCAUGCUGUCGGGAGGAACACCACAGGACGACAAUGCCAUCAUCGAGAUGUCUCUGAAACUUGCCACCAUCUAUGCAGAGCAGAACAAGGCGGAGCUUGCUGAUCAUGGGUUCAGGUUCUGUACGGACUCUCUGGAGGCCAAACUGCAGAAACAGAGGGAGCUGCCAGCAGAGGAGCUGACAGAAGAGAUGAAGGCCCUGAGGAAGGAGACCCAUCUACUCCUCGGCCUGUGUUUGGACUCACGAGCUCGAUACCGAGCAUCAACACUGCACCUGAACCAGGCUAGACAGGACUACCAAAACGCCCUGAACAUCUGCCGCCAGGAGCAGGGAGAGACACACCCACAGACUCUGGUGUUGAUGAGCGACCUGGCCACCAUCUUGGAUCUGCAGGGCCACCAUGAUGACGCUCUGGCACUGGUCCAGCAGGCUGUGGAUCUGAGUCGUUCCAAUGGACACCCAGACCAGCAUGUCCUGCUGGGAAACUUGGCUGGGAUCCUGCUACACAAAGGCCUGCUGGAGGACUCGUUCCGGUUUUACCAGGAGGCUCUGAGUCUGGCCCAACAGACUGGAGAUCAGGAGGCUGUGGACAAGAUUCAGGAGGGACUGAAGGAGGUGAAGAAGAAGAGGGAGCAAGAGAGGAAGGAGGAGCAGAAUGCACAAGAGUGACUGAGAGGGGCUGGUGACGGACAGACUGCUGGACCGCGAGACGAGUCCAUCAGUCUGUUUGUCAGCCACAAACUGUAUCAGCUGACAGGAUUCAGGUGACCCCUUUCAGGACCACGUGUCCUCUUAUACUUGUGAAGUCUAUAGUUUCUUGUUUUUGUCGCAUUUGUGGUCCCCAGAGGAUGGCAC
Messenger RNA from Monopterus albus (swamp eel), 1457 nucleotides. It is a transcript of the gene ttc19, whose product is annotated as tetratricopeptide repeat domain 19. The record is from RefSeq and is a predicted model, not a curated record. Gene Ontology annotation, molecular function: protein binding. Gene Ontology annotation, cellular component: mitochondrial inner membrane. The transcript is spliced from 11 exons. NCBI's taxonomy places the organism in Eukaryota, Metazoa, Chordata, Actinopteri, Synbranchiformes, Synbranchidae. Gene Ontology annotation, biological process: mitochondrial respiratory chain complex III assembly. The coding region runs from base 9 to 1271 and encodes 420 amino acids.